Messenger RNA from Nelumbo nucifera (sacred lotus), 1577 nucleotides. RefSeq lists its product as uncharacterized. NCBI's taxonomy places the organism in Eukaryota, Viridiplantae, Streptophyta, Magnoliopsida, Proteales, Nelumbonaceae. The record is from RefSeq and is a predicted model, not a curated record.
GUGGCCUUUUCCAUUGUGCAUUUGCAUUCCUCAAUACACACUGACAUAUCUUCUGCUAUGGAAGCUCUGCGUCUUUCUUUCCUCUGUCCUACCUCUCGUUCUUUCUCUUUCUCAAUCGAUUCGAUCUGCCUUUGUUCAUUCCUUUCUAAUUCAAAAGAAAAUAAAAAAAUGAAGGAACAUAAACUUUGACGAGGAGUGAGGCCGUUAAAAAAUCUAGGUAGGUAGGGAGCGGGGGGAGAGAAGAAUGACUACUCCCCUGAGGCUUUUGCUGCCUCUAAAUUCGGCCUUCUGUUGUUCAGAUUUCACUCCAAAAGGCUUUGGAAUCUUCUCUCAAAAUUCCAAUUUCAUCUCCCAAAGUCCCAACAACCCUAACACCUCGAGGCCAUCUUCUCUUUCUUCUUGUUCUCCUUCGCAUAGUAAAUGGGUCGGAGCAAGGAAAUAUUCACACAACACAGGAAGCCUCCACUCAAGACAGACGGAUCAAGGUCUGGAUGGUCAGAGAAAUGAAGUGAAGAACAAGAUGCACAUGUUUGGGUCUGAUGAAGAGAUAGCUACACAAGUUUCAACUCAAGUUGAAUCUGUUGUGGAAGGGUCAGGGGCUUUGCUUGUGUCAGAGUUCAAACCUUCCCCCGAUGUUGAUUACUUACAGGAGUUAUUGGCCAUACAACAACAAGGACCAAGAGCAAUAGGCUUUUUUGGAACACGAAAUAUGGGUUUCUUGCACCAAGAGCUUAUCGAGAUUCUUAGCUAUGCCAUGGUUAUAACUAAAAAUCAUAUUUUUACAUCAGGAGCAUCAGGGACAAAUGCUGCUGUUAUUAGAGGUGCUUUAAGAGCUGAGAAACCAGAGUUACUUACUGUAAUCUUACCUCAAAGUCUUAAAAGGCAACCCCCUGAGAGUCAGGAGUUACUUUCUAAGGUAAAGAAUGUAAUAGAGAAACCACACAAUGAUCAUCUUCCAUUGAUAGAAGCAAGCAGGCUGUGUAACAUGGACAUCAUCUCCCAAGUACAACAGGUCAUUUGCUUUGCUUUCCAUGACAGCAAGUUGCUAAUGGAGACGUGUCAAGAAGCAAAAAACAUGAGGAAGAUAGUGACACUCUUCUACUUGGAUUGAAAGAAAGACGGAGAGACGGACGGACAUCUUUUCUUCUAAAAGCGUGCUUAUUUUUUGUGGAUUGGAUUGGGGAAUCCAUAGCAGAAGGAAAAAAAUUGUUCGUCUUUGUUUCUAAGUUAGCUUAUGGUAUAAAGCUAGAGCUUCCAUUUAUUCAUCGUUUCCAACAUCAUCGAUUGAUUGGAGGGGGGGGGUGCAUUUGUUAUUGAUGUUGAUUUUGAGAAUGAAAAAGAAAAUAUGGUAGAUUAUACUUGUUACGGUUCAGCUCAAAUGGGUGUUUUCCCCACCUCACCUCACGCAAAAAAUAUUAUUUUAUUGUAAUUAUCAUAUUAUUUAUGAAUAAGAUGUAUUAGUGGCUUGGAAUUUUGAGUAUGACCAUUGAAUGGAACUGGCCCAUGUACAGGAGAUAAUAAAGGGCCCAUUUGGUGCAUCUUUUUGGGAAGAUCUUCUGGUGGUUCUAACAGUCAAA